CUAUGCUAUAUUCAAUACUUUUGUGAUGACAUUAAGUAUGACAGAUAUCAAACGCACGGAUUACACGGUCGAUACGUAGGUUUGGGACAAACAUGUUGACGGUUUGAACAUUUGUGACAAUCCAGUUUUUAGCCAUACAAGAGAAGAGAGUGAAAAAAAAACAGCUGUCAAACACACAAAAUUGGCUAUUCGUAAAACUGAAAGUGUGGGAAAAUGUUUGUGAGCCGCAUCGUUCUGUGCUGAUAAUUUUUAUUUAGACGAAAAAUGCGAGUUCUACUAGUUUUCUGUUGUUUAUUCAUUUGUGCACAGCAAAUUGCUGCGGUCAAAUUGAAUUAUCCGCGUGUGUUGCUACCCAUUUUUGAUAAAUUAUCGAUUAAUUUCACGUUAGAAGUGAUCGAAGGCGGCUGUUUCAAAUGGUCGUCAUCUCGUCCUGAUUUGAUCACAAUUUCACCGAUUUUUGAUGAUGCCGAGAGCGUUGAAUGUGCGUCAAAAGCCGUCCUUACCACCGUAUUUCGUGAGAAACGUCGAAGCACCGCAUUUGUUUUGGCUAAAGAUUUAGCCACUGGUGAAAUACUGCGGUGUGACGUCAUUUUAGAUGUCAUCGACAAACUCGACGUUCUGACAACAACACGUGAACUGUAUCUGGAAGAAGCGCCAGAAACAUUCGAACUAUGGGCACAAGAUUCACAAGGAAAUGCAUUUACAACGCUCGAAGGUAUCGAGUUCAAUUGGAAAAUUUCAUCACAGCAUCCGGUCGAAGGGAAGGAAAGAGAUUGGCAACGAGUUUUGCGUUUUUUACGCUUCUCCGAAAGUAAAUAUCAUGAUGUGCCGCCAACGGUAGAAAAGUUCGAUCGCGUCGGUCUAAAAGGUUACAUGGUUCUAUUGGAGGGUAUAAAUACCGGUUCAGCUAAAGUUAGCGUCGAAUUACCGUAUCCCGAGUAUCAACACAUCGUUAUUCCACUGAAUGUGAACAUUGUUGUGUUGGCAAACAUUAUUCUCGAUCCAAGUGAUGUGCACAUUUUGGUCGGCGAUUCAAUUCCAUUCCGAAUUUUACAGCUCAAACAAGGUAAAUUGGAAGACAUCACAUCGAAUAAUCAAUAUUAUUUGGAGGUGGAAAACAGUGACUUGGCCACACUCGAUGGAAACAUUGCAACGGGCCAUAAGCUUGGUCGAACGGCAGUCAUUCUGAAGGAUCGAAAUGUUGCAAAUAAUCUAGUUGAAUCCGAUUCAAUUCCAUCGAUUCAGGCGACACUCACAGUUUGCCGUGCGGAUAAAAUAACCUUGAAUUUAUUGCCAUACUACAAUUGGUUGACUGUAAAAGGCGAACAGCAUGCAAUUUCGAUCAACUUAUACACGCAUGACAAUCAAUUGAUUACUUUGGGCGAUGAGUAUGGUAUCGAAUCACAAUUUGACCAAAGCAUCUUUUCACCAUUGUCGCGUACAGUUAACGGAUCGCAAAUAUUCGGCGAGGCAAUUAAUACCGGUAAAAGUGCCGUACUUGGAUCAUUUGAAAAGUUAAAAGCGACAGCCGAAUUGCAAGUAUUCGAUAAAUUGGAAUUGAAUCCAUCGAUCGUGUAUCUACCCUACGAUCCGAAUCAUCUUCGUCGCCAGAAGAUUCACUACAAAGCAAAGGGGGGAGAUGGUCUGUACUCGUGGUCUAGCUUGAAUGGUAAUUUGAUUGGCAUCAAUCAAAAUGGUUUGGCCGAAACUCGAACCGGUAACCAAGUCGCUAGCAGCUAUGAUCGUAACGAUAAAAACUUGGUUGACUUUGCUCAAAUCAAAGUGGCACUCCAACGAAAUCUGAAAAUCUCCAAAACGGCUGACAUUUUCUUUAUGCCACCAACCAAAUUGGAAAUUGUUCGAUACAAUUUUGAAACGACACUAAAGGAUUAUGUCUAUUUGCAUGUGGCUUUGUAUGCUGAGCACGAAGGUAAAUUGGUGUCACUAACAUCAUGUGACAAUUUACAUUUCGAGUAUGAUAUGUCGGAGGAGAUUUUCCACAAGGAUGACAGCGCUCAAUUGCCAGCCGGAGAACAGUUGCAUCCAUCGGCUUGUCAUUUGGUGGCUUUGCAAUCGCACGGUUUGGGCAGUUCACAUUUCACAGUUAGCUACACCGUUUUCGACCGUGUACUGCGCGCCGAAGUCAGUUUAUUGGUCUUUGAGAAAUUGGACAUUUUGAAUCCACUUUCGAACGAGGUCGUACUUCCGAUUGGCGCUUCGCGAAAUGUUAUUUAUCAGAAUGGACCGCAAAAAGUGUUUAACAUUGACGGUGAACUCGUGAAGAAUGUACGCAUCGAUGAGUCAAUUGCCACUGUUACGCCGAUUACAAACAGUUACUCUGCUGAUAAGCAUAUCCUGAAUGUACUUUGCCGAAAGGUCGGAUCAACGGUUUUAACUUUUGACAUUUACAAUGCACUAUCGUCCAACAACCAUGUUCCAUAUGUUUCGAAAUUCGAAACAAAUGUGAAUUGUGUGAAGCCACGAUUCAUCAGUUUGUACACCACCGAAAAACUGCGUCAAGGUUGUCCGCUCAAAGUGAAAAAUUCCCUGAUGCACGUUCGACAAAAUGACAACCAGCUUGAUAUCACCAUCGAUGUGCUGGACGCUCAGAAUCGUAAAUUGCAGAACAUUUCAUCGCUUGUGCUGUCAUGGCAAUUCUUGCAAGCCGACGACAAUCGACUCAACUAUGAUAUCGUGUACGAGCGUAAGAGCGAAGAAGACAUCAUAGCCGGCGUUAAAGUACCAAAACGUGAUUUCCUAACGACAGUACUUCCAGAGGUACACAAUGCUUUCAAAAUCAAAGCAUCGGUUGACAGUUACAAUCAAGCCAUUUUGUAUGACGAAUCAAUUUAUGCUGAGCAUCCCGAAUUUGGAAUUCCACAAAGUGGCAAACCGGAUGAUGGCAAUCUGUAUAAGCCAGUAAUUGAAAAUGAACUCAACUUUUUGGCGGUGAACAGCACUCUAUUGCCAUUUGAUAGCGUGUCGAUAUUCCUUGCACCAAACCACGAACAACAUGUCCAAUUGCUUCAAGGCAGCGGAUUUUAUGAGCUUAAAGUAAACGAACCGGGUAUUCUGAAUGCUGUCAUCGAUAACGAACGUCGUCAAAUUGUCAUUGAACCACUUCGCAUCGGACAAGUGGAAAUUGAUAUAGUGGACCGAUGCCUACAAACCGACCCGUCACGAUUGACUGUGUCCAUUGUGUCAAUUGGUCGCAUUGAAGUUCAGGUUGCUGAUCGUGUGGAAAAAACAAAGACCAUUGAAGCAAUUGUGAAAUUGUAUGAUUCGCUUGAAAAUCCAUUGGCACUGGAUUAUAAAAAUUUGAAGAUUUAUGAAUUGCGCGAGCAAAUUUGGAAUCCGAAUGUGUUCAACAUUGAACUAGGCCAUCUGUCAAAUUUGAACACAGGUGAAAUUCGUUACUUUAUUACUGGCGCCGAGUUGGGUGAAACAAAGUUGACCAUUACAUCGGGAAGUGGCGAGAAAUCAGUUUCAAGUCCAUCAUAUCCAAUUCAAGUUUUCCCACCAUUGCGAUUGCUUCCACGAAACUCGACCAUCGUCAUCGGAUCAUCCAUUCAAAUUGAAGCCCAUGGAGGACCACAUCCAGAUGUUAACGUCAUCUAUUCCGUUGAACAAGAAAAUAUUGUGUCGAUGGACUUGAGUAUGGCAAAAGGUCAGCGAUUGGGUAAAACGAUUAUAAUCGGCCAAUGUAUUGGAAUCAAUCCAGUGAAUUCACAGAAAAUUGUCUACUCGGAAGAUCAAGUUGAAAUUAAUGUCGUUCCGUUAAAUAAAGUCAAGAUUCUAACGCCAUUGAGACGCGUACGAUCUGGGACCAUUUUACCAGCUUCGAUUUGGGGUGUACCGAAUAUUUCACCGCUAAUUUUGGGAACAUUAACGUCAAAGGUACGUUGGCACACAAAUCAACCGGAUGUCAUCGAAAUCAACGGCAUUUUCUCCGAGGCGGGCAUUGAGUAUGAUGAGCAAGAUUCAAUUUCGGUUCGAUUGAAGGCACUCAAUCCGGGUACAGCGAAAGUUCAAGCUGAAUUCACCACUUCAACUGGAUCACAUUCGUGUUUCGUUGAAAUCACCGUAUUCAAAUUGCUGGAACUUGAAUUGCCCAGACGCAUUACGACCGAUGCAAUCAUCGUUCCACCAAGAUCACAAAUCAAUCUCAAAGCCAAUUUACCGGACGCACGAUUCCAUUUGGCUGAAGAAAUGAUUGGCGGUUUGAAAGUAUCGGCUGAUGGCAUUUUGCGAACAACUGAUCACAUUGGACGCGAUCUUGUUAUUGCAACAUCUGACGAUCAAACGCUGUCAAUUCCAAUCGAAACGAAGAAUAUCCACUAUGUGUUGGCCACAUUGCAUGCACCGUCGUUCAAGUUGAAGCAGCUUGAAACAAAGAUUCCGAGUGGCAUGAAUAUCAUUUUGAAAGUGUCAUUGCAUGACAAUUUGGGCAAUGAAUUUUCGCACGGUAUUCAAGACACAUCAAUCCUCGUACCAAAGCUUGCCACUCAAGACGGCAUUGAAGUGAAUUUCGGUAACAAUUUCACUGUUUCAUUGAAUUUGCCACGUCAAACAUCGAACAUGCUGUCAGUUUCAUUGAAAAAUGCUGCCGGUGUGAAAUACAACGAAGACUUUGUAAAAUUGUCGGUAUCAAAAUCUACUGGUAAAUUCCCAACAAAGAAAAUCUUCUCGGUCGGCGAUAUCAUUUGCUUCGAUUCACCAUUGGUGUCGGUCGGUGAUUGGACAUCGUCUGACGAAACGGUAUUGCGGGUCGACAAAUCCACGGGCAUCGGUUUGGCACGUGGCAGCCGCCAAAGUUCAAAGUUCGGUGAACAAGUGACCGUUACAAAUGGCGGUGAGCUGUAUGGAUUCAUCAAGUAUGAUCUGGAGGUUCGCGAGGCUGACACAAUUGAAUUCUAUCAGAUUAACGAUGUUUUCAAUGGAAAGAACUACAAAGCCAAUUUGAUCAUCAAAAAUCACUUGCAAAUCGAUAAGCUCUCCAAUUUAAUUUCCAAGAAUACCACCACUUGCUUGGCAUCGUUGGACUCGUUCCGUGAGAAAUUCUUCACUUGCACGCUUAAAUUGCUCGAUACCGCUCAGAACAACGCGGCCAAAGUAAUCGAAUUGCUCAGUGUUACGUCCACAUUUGACAAACAGUUUGGAUCAUAUGCGUGCGAAAUCGAAUUGAAACCAAAAGUCACACUCUCCGAUUUAAUCAAUUUGGUACAAGGUGACGAUCUUCAAUUUGAAUUGGUGGCCACAUUGGUGAAUGGCAUUUCGACCGCCACAAUUAUUAAAAUGAUGCCAGCAAUCAGUGUUAAUCCACUUGAGUUGAUACUCGAACAAAUCGAUCAACAAACUCUUACCGUUACCGGCAUCGAACGCAUUCUGCAACGCGUUCAAGUGACAUCGUCCGAUCCGAGCGCAUUCGAAAUCACAUCGACCAAAGCCAAAAAUUCGAACCAGUAUAAAAUCAAAAUUUUGAAAAAUAUCCCAUUGGAUGAAACGGCUUACAUCAUUGUCAACUCACCGCUGACCAUGCAAACCGUUCAGGUUCCCGUUCAAUCACUCAGAAUUGCUGCAAAAUGCCUGAAUCAACCGUUCCAGAGCUUCACAGCCAUUGCGUACAACGUCAUCUCCAAUCUUGGACUCAUCGUUUCGAUGCUCAUCAUUCUGGCAGCCACCAUUUGGGCAUUCAUUUACUGCUUUUCAUCAAGUUCAGCACGAGUCGAAGAUAAUUCACCGUUCCAGAAAUCACCCCGUAAACAAAUGCCAAUAACAAACUUAUCAUCAUCAAGAAUUUCAUCGCCAAGUGGUAUUCGACAACCGUUAUAUCCGGACCAAAGUUUCGGCAGUAACACCAGUCAAACAAGCAGCAUUUUGCACAACAGUGCGUCGCCAAUUUACGGUGAUUCGACGCUGAUUUCACCAAACAAACGAAUCAAUCGACGAUACCUCUAGGAAUCAACGGGUACCAGUUACUAGACAUUAGCGCGUAAUUUAAUUGAUGACACAGAGACAUCGAAAAAAAUUGAAUGCAAAAUUUGAUACUUAAUUGAAGCUUAACUGUUGAAAUUUGUUGAAUACUGAUUGAAUAUUGAUAAAAAACAACAACCAUUUUUUCACGUGUAAAAGAGAAAUGUAUAAAAAAAGUAUAAAGCACGUAUUGAAAUAAGAAUAGCUAAAUAAGUAUAAGAACUUUACCAGACCAACUAUUUUUGAUUAUAUGAAAUAGUUUCUUUGCAUAGUUAUGACCAUAAAAAAGUAAAAAUGAUUGAACUUUUCUGUAAAAAAAAAAAUGAACUUUAAAUAUGACGGUUGUAUGAAACAAUCCGAAUAUGACAAAAACACCGCAAUUAGUAAUAAUACAAAUCAAUGAAUAAUUCUAAUCGAUGGGUGGAAGAAUUUUGCCGAUACCAAAAGCGAAUCAUACUCUAGAGUUAAAAAUCCAUUAUUGUUAAUAAUGAGUUGUAGCACAACAAGGGAAAGAAAUUAAAGUGAAUUAUUUACAUAGAAGAAAAAAUGACAUUAUGAACAAUGAACAUAUUCUAAAUCAUAACGAUAGAUCGAAGGAGAAACAACUGUCAGUUUUGUUGAGUUAAUUUAUUUGAAUGAGAAAACUAAAAUGAAAACUCCUUCAAAACGUGAAAUAUGCCAGUCAAUGAAAAUAAGAGAUCAUAUUAGGAAUAAUGAAACCAAUGAAACGAGAUCAUGUAGAAAAAGACUGAAAUUCAAAAAAUAUGAUUGAAAUUUCAUGGAAAAAAGUACGGUGAGGUACCGAUUGAUUGUCUCGUUUCUUUGCGUGAUUCUCAAAUUAUUGGACAUUUUUUAGUGUAGAACCAAAUUCGUUUAUUUUUUUUCGAUUCGAUCGGGACAGUCAUUCUACACCUCACUGCACUUAAUGCACACUGAAUGAUGCAUUUAUAGUUUUGUAAUUUGCAACUAAAAUUAGAAUAAGCCAAUUAUUUUGUUAAGGUGGAACAGAAUGGAAUAAAAUGUGACAUUUUUUCAUGACGAUUUGUUAAA
Molecule: messenger RNA, 7023 nt
Organism: Sitodiplosis mosellana (orange wheat blossom midge)
Lineage: Eukaryota; Metazoa; Arthropoda; Insecta; Diptera; Cecidomyiidae
Gene: Gp210
Product: nuclear pore membrane glycoprotein 210
Exons: 12
Coding region: 265-5958 (1897 amino acids)
Cellular component (GO): nuclear pore
Source: RefSeq, a predicted model, not a curated record